Molecule: messenger RNA, 259 nt
Organism: Symbiodinium sp. CCMP2456
Lineage: Eukaryota; Dinophyceae; Suessiales; Symbiodiniaceae
Source: the annotation of a GenBank genome assembly
GUCGACAGAUCCACUCCUGGCUCCGGCGGGGCGCAUCAUGUUGCAGAAGAUCAGGAGGUCGAGUUCCUCGUGCAGCAGAUCCGGAGCCUCUGCCACGACAGAAAAGGCAUCCGCCACGAGAUGGAGCAGCUAGACCAGCGAUGCCGUACCGAGGCUGUGGAGCUCCGUGCACAGCUCUCUGCAGCUCAGGCGCGUUUCGCGGCCACGAAACUGGAGAGCGAUCGCCUUCGCAGGGAGCUCCCCGGGCCAAGGGAUGAAG